AUGGUCGAAAGUGUCCUGCAGCAUCCAACUAUUGGGAACAUCAAGGGCGUCAUCAAGGUCCCUGGAGUUACCCAGCUGCUUGGAGUGCAGUACGCAACUCUUGCUGACCGGUUCGCUCCGGGUGUGCUCCUUGAGUCUUACCCAGCGGAUCAUGCCCGUGUCCGAGACGGCGUUCUGGAUGCCACUACAGUCGGGCCCAUCCCCAUCAGCCCCGCCAACGGUUGCAGCUGGGAGCACAGCCUCAUCCAGCAGUCUCUCCCAUCCCCGGAGUUUGAACAGAAUGACACCGAGUGUCUGACGCUCAACAUAGCUCUCCCCAGCAAAGUGGCAUCGACGUCGGCAUUGCCAGUACUCGCGCUCGUCCAUGGUGGUGCUUUUGCGACUGGAAGCAGCUCAUACCCUCAGUACGACUUGGCUCGCAUCGUUCAGAUAAGCAUAGAGCAAGAUCAGCCUAUCAUAGCGGUGGGCAUUAACUAUCGUCUGGGUGUUGCUGGAUUUCUAUACUCGUCGGCCAUGGCAGCCGCGGGAUACAAGCCGAACAAUGGCUUGGCCGACCAGCGCCUUGGCUUCAAGUGGAUCCGCAAGCAUAUUGCAGGCUUCAACGGUGAUCCGGAGUGUGUCACAUUCAUCGGUGAAAGUGCAGGAGCAGCGUCGGGCACCUUCCUCAUGCACUCCGAGGAACCCCUGUUCAGCCAAUUCAUUGGCAUGAGCGGCUCGUCUCUCGUGAAGGCCAAACCGAUGGCGCUCGCAGAGCGGUCGUUCGCUGCCGCUCUUGAGUUGCUUGCGACUGAUGGCGCCCCCGUCCCCUCAGGUGGGAAAGCUCAGGUGCAACGCUACCUUGACGCUUCCAUGGAGGACAUCCGGGAGAAGAUUGGGCGCAAGGUCCCCAUGGCCCCACUUAUAGACGGCGACCUGAUCCCUCGCGCCACGACGUACGCCGCCCUGGCCGACAAACGGGAGGCACUCAAGCUGUUCCCCGGCAUGAAGUGGUGCAAGAGGGUCUUGGUGGGCGACUGCCAAAUGGAUGGCAGCGCUUACGCACCUCGCGUGUCGGCACGAGCCGACAUCCUUCCGAAGACGCUCGCAGAUCACCUCAAAGCGACCUUCGACCCCAUCAACACAUCACUCGCACCUGCCAUCAUCUCCGGUUACGGCUUGGAAUCCACCGCAACGGCCAACACCCCCGAGUCACUUGUGGCUGUCUUAGGAUUGGCGACCGACAUUUGCUUCGCUCUUGGUGCCAGAGCCUUCGCCAGGGCAUGGUCCGAUGUGGGUUCGGAGACUGGCACUGAGUCCUUCCUAUAUCGCUUUAACGAACCCAAUCCAUGGGAUGGGCCGUGGAAGGGCCAUGCGACCCAUAUUCUGGACAUUGCAUUCGUGCUGCAAAACUACCGGGAGUGUUUGGCACCUGGCCAGCAAAAGGCAGGCGAUCGGUUUACCAAGGAUGUCAUUUCGUUCGUGAACGGAGGAUCACCUUGGCCGGCGUACAAAGACGGCGCCGAGGAAAGUGCGAUGGUGUACUUUGCAACGGAGCAAGGUGAGAAAGACGAGUCGCGCAUCGUGCCGCACGAGACGCCCGAGACGGUGGACAGAAGGGAUAUCAUCCAGAGGUUGAUGAAGCAAGAGGUAUUUGACAAAGUCAUGGAGGCCUGGGAGGGGUUCAUGAAGGGGCCAAAGUAG
Cutaneotrichosporon cavernicola is the source of this 1680-nucleotide messenger RNA. RefSeq lists its product as uncharacterized. The transcript has 4 exons. Gene Ontology annotation, molecular function: serine hydrolase activity. The record is from RefSeq and is a predicted model, not a curated record. NCBI's taxonomy places the organism in Eukaryota, Fungi, Basidiomycota, Tremellomycetes, Trichosporonales, Trichosporonaceae. The coding region runs from base 1 to 1680 and encodes 559 amino acids.